Messenger RNA from Seminavis robusta, 477 nucleotides. Lineage: Eukaryota; Bacillariophyta; Bacillariophyceae; Naviculales; Naviculaceae. The record is from the annotation of a GenBank genome assembly.
AUGAUCAAGCCAUGGAGUUCAGGCGUUUUGGCUACGCUGCUGCUUUCAGUGACCAGCAGCAGCGAUGCUUUUGUGGUUCCUCAUCAGGGCCGUGAUGUUGGUGUUUCUGUUGGCAUGACGAGUUUGUUUGACUUUUGCAAUGAGCCAUUGGGAGGCAAAGACAGCGACGCUCGUUUGGACGAACAGUGGAGGAACAAUCAAGAUAUCAUGGAGUCUCGUCGUCGCAGACAAUUCUUUCACGAUGGCAGCACUCUGGAGCUUAAUGGGUCUUACAGUGUCUUGGGAACCACGCAGUUGCCAGAAGUUCUCUCCUCCUACACAAUGCCACCACCUGACAUGAUACCACCUCCAGAACAUUUCUAUAGGGGAUACCAUCCCGGUGAACAGUAUAGCCCGGCUUUCUCCUUUCAGCAUGACCACGUCUCUGCCAACAUGAACAACCGUGUCAUGGCCGGUGAUCCACAGAGGUACUGGUAA